Dufourea novaeangliae is the source of this 7759-nucleotide messenger RNA. It is a transcript of the gene PHRF1, whose product is annotated as serine/arginine repetitive matrix protein 2. Lineage: Eukaryota; Metazoa; Arthropoda; Insecta; Hymenoptera; Halictidae. The transcript has 15 exons. Bases 188 to 7708 code for a protein of 2506 amino acids. The record is from RefSeq and is a predicted model, not a curated record.
CAAAUCUAAGUGUAUCCUCUGUCAACAUUUGUGCAUCUCCAUCGAAAUCAACAUCGAAUCAGUCAUUAAUUGAAUCGUUGAUAAUGUACGAUCGAUAUCGAAUCCCCUUGGUACAGUGGUAAAUCGGAAUCUUCGGAAUUUCGAAGGACAUGUGACAAGGCGGGUAUGAUUUUGCAGUGAAGUUAAAAUGUCUAGUGACAACGAUCAGAUUCCCAAAUCCGGCAAGCGGAAGAAACUUGUCAUACCUGAUAGUGAAGAUAGUGAUGAAUCCAUUGUGCAAUCUCAUAGAAAGAAAAAAACUUAUGUAGUUAUUAGUGAAGGUGAAUCUAGUGAUGAAGAUUCUGUUGUUCAUAGACCCAGUAUACGUAGACAAAGUCAUAGAGUCAUUGCUGAAGAUGACACAAGUUAUGGAGGCAGCAGCUCAGCUUCAAACAAUUUCAAUCAGUUUGAGGAGAGUAGCGAAACUUGCGAAUGGCAGUCAGAUUGGAGCAGCUCAUCGGAAUCGGAAAAGAAAUGUCUCGUCAAACGGAAAGUUCUAGGGAGGUCAAGAUCCAAGAAACCUCCGAAAAUUGUAUCGGACACAGAUACAGACACCAGUGACGACCAAGUAGAAAAGUGUCCUAUAUGCUUACUGCCAUUUAGAAUGCAACAACUAGGCACUCCCUCUUCCUGUGAACAUUGCUUCUGUUUAGAAUGUCUACUCGAAUGGAGUAAAAAUGUAAACACUUGUCCAGUAGAUCGUCAAACAUUCACAACAAUCCAUGUUAGGGAUGAACUUGGUGGACAGAUUACAAGACAAGUUCCAGUAGAAGUGACGGCUCGUAUAGAAGAUGAGCCUCUGGAAGAUCCUACGUUUUGCGAGAUGUGCCACCAAAGCGAUAGAGAAGAUCGUAUGCUUCUCUGCGAUGGUUGUGACUGUGGAUAUCAUCUGGAGUGUUUGACUCCUCCAAUGAAUGAAGUACCCAUGGAAGAGUGGUUCUGUCCAGAAUGUUCACAGAAUAGUCAAAACGAUGCUGAAGCUGUGGAAAUUGAUUUGGACGAGAUCUCAGAUUUAAUGGAAGAGGCUCGCAGGCUUGGCGUUUCUUAUGGCCGAACACGUGCUGGCAUGCCUCAAGAUGCACAGCCAAGAAUUGUACCUCGUACUAGACAUACAGAGCGUGUUAGAGCUACAAUUCGCAGAAGAAAUAGAGUUUAUGACAAUCCACAACCAACCCGUCGACUAUCGUUCGAUCCAAAUCAACCCACCACCUCUUCUGGUUUGGAAUCGUACGGAGAUAACAGUCGAAGUCGUUCCCCAAGCAUUGCUUCUAAUUCUUUGGGGUCUGGAGAUCGAAAUUGUUCUGAUAUGAGUUCUAGAAAGUCACGGAACACUCGACGAUUUCGAAGCAGCUCGAGCGAGUCUAGCGACGAAAGUGUUUCCACGAACCCUAAACGAAGAUUCAGCGAUGGAAAUAAACCGAACCGUUCUGAUACUAGUAAAUCGAAGGGUAAUUCUAGAAAAGCGGGAACCGCCUCGAAGAGCAAUCGCAAAAGCAGUAGCAAAAAAUCUGGGAGUAGUUCGAGAAAGAGUGGAAGUAGGAAUAAGUCGAGGAAAUCGUCGGGUAGGUCAAAAAAUGUUUCCAGCAGGGGCACGAUAUUGAAGGAAGUUAGAAUUACAGAACGUAAUGAAGAUGGGGAGGAAGAGGAAAUUGUGACGUAUGUAAAGGUGGCUGCGAUUGGUAUACGGAAAAAGAAAACAAAACGGAGGAAGAGGAGAAGGGUCAGACGUCAAGCAAGAACUGUAUCCAGCGUUUUGGCUAGUACCAAAAAGAGGCUUGCAGUUUCUUUGGGUAUUUGUAAACCAGUCAAAGGUGUUCCAGUUUUAGUACCUACCGUUAGAAGUCGUACAGUGUUGCCAGAAAGAUCCGCGUUAAACAGUUCGCGAUACAAUGCCGGAAUCACGAGGCUUAGUCUUCUUGGAGAUGGCCUUGGUUUGAAUUAUAGUCCCUCGGGCUCUGACACCGAGGAUUACCAAACAAGUAACGGUCCCACCAUAACCAUUCACAGACGUUCUGUAAUGCCUUCUCGAAGACAGCUUCGUAUUAAAAACAUGGCCAGUCCUCAGCAAUUCCAGACUGACCUUCUGAGCAACAUAAUAAGCAAUCAGGAAUUAUGGCAUUCAACAAAUAAUAAUGUGAUCUUAAAGGCUGACGGUCUCUUGUUAGUCGAAAAGAAGGAAAGCUCGGAUGGUCUGAAAAAGGAAAAAAUCGAGGAAAAAACGCCAACUAAAACGGAAAAGACAGUAUCUUCAGUCGUGGAAAAUAGAACUCCCACGGUCGAUGCACCGCAGGAAGCAACUGGAAUUAAUGCAGAAUUGAUUACACAGGCCCCGAUGUAUAAUAAUCCAUGUGGAGGAGGAAAUAGAGGCAAUUUUAGGGGUGGUUACAGGGAGAAUACAAGACACAGUCAUGGUGGUCAGAAUUACGGAAGAGACUCUCUACCUGGAAGUGGAAGACAUAGUUACGGUGGGAGCGGUAGUAAUUUCGGACGGGAUUUCGGACCGCCAGCGUUUUAUAAUCCAAAUUUCGAACACUGUGGUCCUCCUAUGUUCGGAGGAACUCCCCCAUUUAGGAAUCGAAAUCCUCAGCACUUUCGAAACGAAAGAUUCCGUUUCAUGCCACCUGGAAGACCUCCGUUCAAUUUCACCGAAGGUUUCGAACACCAUUCCUUUCCUGAACGAUUCAAUCGUCCUAGAUCACCGCAGCCGCCUGUCGAAAGGCCUCUGAAUAAUAUGCCAGCUAAUUUACCAGAAGACACCAGCGGAAAUCCGUCUGUGGAACAGCAACCGCAAGAUAUUGAGAGUGUUUCGGUUCGACAGGAGGAGGAUUGCGACAUUUAUUGUGACAUCGAAACGAAGUCUGACGGGGAACUUCAAGAUCAGCAAAAUGGCUCGGUGGCGUUGUUACCGCCCCCAGAACCGCCUUCGGGUCUUUUAGAUUUCGACGAAAAUUCUAGAAGCGACAAAGAUAGCGAUCAGGAAUUAGUUAUCGAUGACAGUCAUAAAGAAGACACUCCGAAAAAUGAUAAGUACGAUCCCUUUUCCGUGGAUAGCGACAGCGAUAGUGAAGGAAAACGGAACGAAGAGGAGGAGGAGAAGAAGGAAGAAAAGACGGUAGAAAGUCUUGCACAAACGUCCGAACCUCAGAACACGUCGAUGCAUUUGUGCGCGUAUGACGACGAAGAUGAGGAGGACUCUCAAGCAGACUGUCCCAAUUUCUCAAUUUAUUCUUCUCAAACCAUCGAUUUGGCUCGACACACCGAGCAACAAUUAUCGCAACAGAUAGGACCCCUUGAACCACCUCCUCUUCCACCUUCGAUUCCGGACGACGAUGACGUAAUCGUUGGUGACGUUCAAGCUUGUGACCUUGCCGAUAUCCCGGAGCCUUCGGACCCCUAUGUCGAAGCGUUAAGGAAAGAACGGCAGGCUUUGAGCAAAAUUCCUCCGAAGAAAAUCUCUAACGACAGCAGGGGGAAGAUUACAUUCAAAAUCGGGACUAAACUGAAGAUUAAUAACAGAUUGUUGGGGCUACAGGAGGAGGAAGAGAAAGAAAUUGAAGAGGAAAAGAAGAUUGAGAGUGAGCAGCCAAAGGAAGAAGAAACCACCUCCAUCGACCGUGCAGAGGAAAGGAAGAAAAUUGCAAAGCACAAAUUCGAAGACAUGGAAGUAGAGGAAGAUAAACAAGAGGAAGAGAUCCCAUUUGAACCUGUGAUACGUAUGGACAUUUCAGAUCCCCAAGAGAAGAAUACAGACGAAGAGCCAACAGAAAGGGAAUCGGCAGAGAUUUCUGUAACUGAUAUAACGGAAAUAGAGUCUAAUGUAGAUGUACCCACAGAGGCCACUCAGUUGUUCUCUAAAAAGGCGGAAAAUGAGUUGAGCAACGAGUGUCCCUCGGAACUGGCGUCGGAGGAAAGCUGUCAUUCUCCUCCUGUAUCGUUUCCUAAAACUUCAAAUGCGGAUGUCAGCGAAGGAACAUCGAUCUCGAACGUCGAGGAAGACUGUAUCGAAGCAAAAGUCAAGGAUCCUGAGGAUAUAGAAAAUGAGAAAGAUGAAAAAGGACAACGUCGUCGUAUUGGUGCUGAGGAGGAGGAUGAAGAUGAGGAGGAAGAAGAAGAAGAUGAAGAAGACGAGGAAGAGGACGACGAAGAUGAUGAAAAUAAAAAAGAAAGAUUUCCUAUUGAGAAAGAGAAACCGGAUAAGGAAAGUACAGUUGAGGAAACUGUCGUGGAAAACAGAGACUGGGAAUCCGAUGGAGCUUACACUCCGUGCAAAGAUGAACUUCCGUUGAAAGAAUUGAAAUCUUCGUCCGAACAUUUGCCCCCGAUUGAAAGUGGCCUGGAGCCGAUCACGCCGACAAAAGACAAGCCCGAUGACUUUGAAAGUUGCAGGACACCGGUGGAUUACAACGUGUUGGGCACCGAAGCGAUUUCCGAAACGGACGAGGCAAUGAAUUUCGAGGACGAGCUGACUUUAUUAACUUUACGAAAAGAGAAGGAGAUGGAGGAUGGGGAGAUUAUCGAAGAAAAAACUGCCAAGGAAAGUGAGAAGCUCGAGAAGGAUAGAGAGGAGGAGAAGAAACGCAAGAAGAAGGAGAAGAAAGAGAAAAGCAAAGAGACGGAGAAGAACAAGGAGAAUAUCGCCUCGGAGAAUCAAGUGGCAUGGAAAAAGCUUUCGAAGAGCACAAAGGAGAGAUCGUACAGGGACAAAGAAAAGCGAUCGAAGUCGAAGGAUAAAGAAAAACCGAAGAAAAAGAAGGAGAUGGUUAAGAAGAAGGAGAAAAGGAAAGAAUUGCCGAGAUAUGAUGUUAGAAAAAUUGUUGCGGAGAGACCGUCGAGGCCCAGAAAAGACGAAUAUGGAAGGGACAUUAGAGAGAAAUCAAGACAAAGAAGUCGAUCCAGAAGUCUCAGUUCGAAGCGUUCUAGAUCGUAUUCAAAAAUGCGAUCCAGAAGCAGAUCCAGAAAUAGAAUUCAACGGUCUUGGUCUAGAGAUCGUAGAUCUUACUCGAAAUCUCUUUCCAGGAGACGAUCCCUCUCCAGGGGAAGACGCAAGUCACCAAAACGAAGAUCAACGUCCAGAAGGAGAUCAAUGUCCAGGAAACGAUCGCUAUCAAGAAGACGAUCAAGGUCUGUCUCUCGAAAACGACGAUCUCUGUCGAGAAAACGAUCCAGGCGAUCGGUAUCAAGGUCCAGGAGAUCUCUGUCGAGAACCAGACAGAGAAGAUCAUUGUCGCGAUCCAGACGAUCCUUGUCCAGAUCUCGUGACAGACGUAAGGACAAGAAGAAGUACAAAUCCCGCAGUCGAUCGAAGAACCGCAAGAGGUCUCGGUCGAAAUCACCCAGAAAGUCGUCGAAAUCCAGAGAAAGGAAGCUUCUGAAAAGAAAGGCACAAAGUAGAUCAAGAUCCAGAGGAAGAUCCUGUUCCAGAAAUUGGGAACAAGUGGACAAAAUAGUUGAACAGAAUUUCCCACGUGAAAGAGAGGAAAGGGACUCGUGGAGCGGUCAGUGGACGCCAUCUUGGUCCAGAUCUAGAUCAAAAACACCGCCACACGUGCAACAAGAACAGAUCACAUCCAGAGACUGGUCUCCGGUGUUGGACAACGUAAACGUUCCGCCGAAAAAUUUGACGGUAAUUUUAACAAACAAGGAGGCUAUUAAGAAGAAGAAGAAAGAACGCAGGAAAGAGAGCAAGAAGGGAAGGGACGAGAAAAAGAGGAAAGGAAAGAGAAACAGGACACCGCCGCCCUCGAAGGAAGUAUUCGCCAGCGGCGAUAACAUUUUGGUUAGUGUGUGCUUCAACAAGGACAAUGAGAAUAUUCAAACGGGGGUACCAGAACUGCCCGAAACGAUUCCUCUGAUUCCGCCCCUGAAAUGUCGUCGUAGGGAACCUCUGCAAACCGAGCCACCGAAACGUUCGAAAAAAGAGAAACUGAAAGACAAGCGUUCGAAAUCGCCAAAACCGAAGAAAGACAAGAAGAAAAAGUCAAAAGCCGCUGAGAUUGCGGCGACCAAGAAACCAGUCGCGGUGAUCGAUUUAGACCAAUCGCCGUUCAGGGAGCAAACUCCGUCUCCAAGAGACGUGAUCGUUCUGAGCGACGACGACGAUAAACAGGAGCAACAAAUCACACCGGAUCAGUGUCAACCGUCGCAGAACUCACCGCAGCAGCGAGAACAAUUCGUUUCGCAGGGACCGAAAACUCCCCCGGAACCUCAAAUCAAAUUUUCAAUAAACAAACAGACUAGUAACCUGCGACCAUCGAUGUUGAACCCACUUCUGGAUGAAGAAGAAGAGGAAGAAAUGGAUGAAAGAGUCGAAGAGGAGUUAGAAAUGAGGGCGCAAGAAGAAUUAGAAUUGCGAUUAAAAAUCGGCCCAAAUACACCACCAGAACCGCCAACCUCACCUCCGACCAGCCCAGACGCUUACGAUCCAUUCGAUCCAACAAAGUCCAGAUCGCCGACGCCCGACCCCAGCCAAGAAGCGAAUUCCGGCGAUGAACGAAGAAGAUCCCCGAGGAAGCAUGAUUCUGUGGACGGUAAUAUCCUUGAGGAGGAGACCAUGCAGAAGCAGCAAGAACGGCAGAGUCAAGAGAAACAACUGGAGAAGCCGAAGAUCAUUUCUAUGGUUACCAUCAAAAGAGCGUCUCCGCAACGGGACGAUGCCAAGGAGAACGAAAACAACAAGGAUGUUGCUGUUUCGGCGGGAGGUUUGGAAGGGCCGCAGAGUCAACAAAAUGUACAGAAUCAGAAUAAUCCUUUCAGUGUGAUGAAUCCUGUACUGGCCACGGUAGCCGCGGCGGUACAAAGAAGCAGUGUAUUCAACGCUUCGAACUCGAACACCGGUCAACGUAAUCUGCUCCAGUCGAAUCGUAUUUCACCGAGUAAUCAGCAGAAGCAACGUGCUGGGGAUCGUUCUCAGGCACCAACGGUCUUUGCUAAUUCAGGGAAACCAAGAGGUUCCAAGUCCGGACAGACCAAGAACAACGGACAAAAUGGAAAUGACGCUGCAGAGGCCACCGAUACUGUGGAUAUGUCGUCACCUUACUCGCCGGGUUCGACGCUCAGCGAUGGAAUUUUCGAUCCACCCAGUCCUGGAAACUUCAACAGCUCACCCGGAGCUGGGCCAGCUGGCGCUGGUGGGACCGUUGGUUCACAACCUACAAAGAUCAACAAUUCAAAAACGACGAAAAUCGCGGACAAAAAGGACACCUUCGACGCCCUGUUCGGCACUAUACCAGCCACAAAGACUGCCAGUAAACCGACCAGAAGCAAAAAAUCUGACAAGGAUAAGAAGAAGAAGCCCACGAAUCCGAAAGUUGGUGUUCGCAUGGACGAGAAUCAGCUUCAAAUAUUGGAUGAUCUACCGAGUUCCGCAGUUGAGAUGCAGGUCAAGGAUAAGUUCCUAAAGAAAUUGAAUCGUCAAGAGCGAGUGGUGGAAGAGGUGAAAUUAGUACUGAAGCCACAUUAUACAAAGAAACAUGUCACGAAGGAAGAAUACAAAGAUAUCAUGCGAAAAGCAGUGCCGAAAAUAUGCCACAAUAAGACGGGAGAAAUCAAUCCGAAAAAAAUCGCUCAUCUAAUAGAAGCUUAUGUAAGGAAGUGCAGAAAUAGUAAGAAGAAGACUACUGAGAGUUCCUCUGCGAAGGCCUCUAAACCCACGAAAAUUCUGUGGAGUUGAUCAUGAGACAGCUAGGCGUCUGUUCAAUUCUCUUCAAUUUCGUAGUUCAUG